AAUUGUGAGAGUAGUUAGGCUACAUUGUAACGACGCGUGUUAAAGGUUAUUACUUUGUAUCAGCUACGUUCGACUUGCAUUUAAGAUGUUUGGCUUUCACAAGCCAAAGAUGUACCGGAGUUUAGACGGCUGUUGCAUCUGCCGCGCCAAGUCCUCCAGCUCACGCUUCACCGACAGCAAGCGGUACGAGAAUGACUUCACGAGCUGUUUCGGAUUAUGUGGAACUCGGUCUGGAGAAAUCUGCAAUGCCUGUGUACUCCUGGUGAAACGAUGUAAGAAACUCCCAGUGGGGUCUAAGAAAAACUGGAAUCACGUGGUUGAUGCCCGAGGAGGCCCCAGCCUAAAGAUUUCCUCCAGGCCAAAGAAACGGAAGUCCCUCUCCAAGAGAGCCAUGCCAAUCCAGAUCAGCCGACUGCAGAAAGAGCUAAAGAGGAACAACUCUGAUGCCCACAGCACCACGUCCAGUGCCUCCCCGGCCCAGUCUCCCAGCUACAGCAACCCUUCAGAUGAGGGCUCCGACACAGAGCUCUCCCCAGGCUCCAGCCGCUCCCCUGUCUUCUCCUUCCUGGACCUCACCUACUGGAAGAGGCAGAAGGUGUGUUGUGGGAUAAUCUACAAGGGCCGCUUUGGGGAGGUGCUCAUCGACCCUCACCUCUUCAAGCCCUGCUGCCGCAAGAAACGGCAACAGCAGCGGCAGGAGCUGGAGGAGGAGGAGGAGGAAGAAGAGGAGGAGGAAGAUGAGGUGGAGAAAGAGGAGGUGAGGUCAAACAGCCAGGAGAGCUCAGAGAGUCCUCAGCUACAGGUCAUCAUGACAACAUCUCAGACCAAAGUGGAGGUUGAGGAGGAAGACUGGCGAUAUUGCACCACAGUGUGAGCAUCUUUGAGGAAGCCUACGGAGUGCUUCUGGUUUACAAGCUCUUACAAGAAGAAGUUACCGCUGAUUGCCUUUAGUCAGCGAGCAGCUGAAUCCCGUCAUUUUGUUUGUUUUGUAACUUAUAGACUGAUUGAGGCAUAUGGACUAUUUUUUCCCAAUUCAUCUGGUCUUGUAUUGUCCUGGGUUCGUCUUCAUUAGGCUUGGGCAUGCAACGGAAAAUGUUUGAAAACGUUUUGCAACGGAAAAUGAGCAUUUUAUUAUUGGGCAAGUCCAUGUAGUCCACUCCGUGUUGCAAAUCCAUUUUCUUCCGUUUGGUGCCUUAUGAACACAACCCAGAUGUUCGGACACCUCUUGGUGUUUUUCUCCUUGACAUAAAAUGCUGUAGUUUUGACUGAUCGGCAGAAUACCUUAAUUAACAGGUAACAGCCGUACAGUAGCACUUGUAUUAUCGUGAAACAAAUUCACAUUCACACUAUAUUUAUCUAUUCUGUAUAUAUGGGCCUGUAUGUAUUUCUACAUGGGCCACCGUCGAGAGCCUGUUCACAGCACCAACAGCCAAUACACCAGCCUUAAUUUAGUGAGGGAAGGCAGUGCUAGUGUUUUGUCAGUUUUGGUACUUAGGGAUGAUAUUAAGGGAAAAUGUUCAAAUUGAAACUUCAUAUUCAUCAUCUCCAUCUCCAGCACCACACCAACAUCCGUGUGUAAACGGCGUUUCUUUCUUUUGUGUACUCAAAAAGAUGCACACCAGAAAAUAUCAUAUUAUUAUGGAUGAUGUCAUCUGGAUUUUAGCAGACGCUUUUAUAUGUAUAUUAUUAUUAUUAUGUGGUUAGCUUAUACGUAAAAUACCUAUCCAGGUGUUGUAAGAUCUGGCAGGUGUCAACAAUGCCUGGGCAGAGGAACGCGACCAAUUUCAAAAGUGUUUCCCGAAUUAUGUCCUCAUCUUUUGUUAGUACAAAAUAUAGAAAUGGGCUGUUUUUAUAUACAGUAUGUUGAUGUUUGGGUGGUGGAGAUGAUGAAUAUGAAGUUGAAAAUGGUGAAAUGUCCCUUUUUUAAGGCAAUAGUUAGUGCUAGAUAGGUAGUUUGAGUUUUCUCCUGCUUAUUAUGUUAACGUUUGCAAUGGAGGCCUAAGGUUAUAAAAAUGAAGUAAAGCAACACUAGUGUGCUUUGCAUAAAUGCCGAAGAAAUAACCCCUCUCAUCCAAAAGAUCUUUAGAUCAGAUGCAUGAGUCAAAUAAGCUAUUUCAUGGCCUUAAAAGCAUAUUACUCUUAUUUUCAAUCUUGCUCUUAUUUUCCAGACCCAAUGCCCCAAAGUAUUUUUUAUUUAUAUAUUAUAUAUAAAAAAUGUCUUCACCAUAUUAUAAAUCAGCAAAUACAAUAGUAACCUGUAGAUCGUGAACUAUUCCUCCUAGAGGCCUAGCUGGAUACCUUUUUGUUUAUUACUGUCAAUAAUGGGACAUGAUUAUGUCAUUACCACACACAUAGUGGAUCUACUGCAACAACUUAGACCUACAAUGCAAUGAAAUAACCCACAUCAGCACAACUCGAUCUGUCCCCCCCUGUUGUCAAAAACAGUGUUUUUUUUUUGUUAUUCUGUGGAAUUGUUAUUUUCUUUUAUAUUCUAUUUUUAUUUUGUCUGCAGGACUUCCGUAUAAUUUAAACUUCAUGAUACAUAUGUCAAUUCUAUUGAUCGUUAUUUAGGCAUUUUAUACUUUUGAGGACUUACUAUCAUGUUCAAAACUUAGAAUUCAUCAUUCCUUGGUUAGUUAAGCAACUACGAUAUACUAGCCUACAUUAUCAAACAAAAACCAAAGCACACUUAAAUUCAUUCAAUUUCAAAUGCAAAACAGGUUAAAAAGGACACUAAAAUCAGUUUUUAAUUAUCCAUACUAUCGGGAAGAUUGUAUGUAUAUGGACAUAUUUCAAUGGGGGUUGAGGGCUUUCUAAUUAAAUGUUUGUUAUUUAUUUCAUAUUGACUCGGUACUGGUACUUCCUGUGUACUGUUAUAGCUAUGUUAUUUUCUACUUCCUAUA
Salvelinus namaycush (lake trout) is the source of this 2903-nucleotide messenger RNA. Its product is annotated as SIN3-HDAC complex-associated factor-like. Gene Ontology annotation, biological process: negative regulation of cell migration. The transcript has 7 exons. The coding region runs from base 86 to 874 and encodes 262 amino acids. The record is from RefSeq and is a predicted model, not a curated record. NCBI's taxonomy places the organism in Eukaryota, Metazoa, Chordata, Actinopteri, Salmoniformes, Salmonidae.